Molecule: messenger RNA, 2407 nt
Organism: Diatraea saccharalis (sugarcane borer)
Lineage: Eukaryota; Metazoa; Arthropoda; Insecta; Lepidoptera; Crambidae
Source: the annotation of a GenBank genome assembly
AGUCAUACUUGAUAGAGUUAGGGUGGAGGAUGUUGAUUUAGUUACGAAAGAAGUAAAAUAAAAUAAUUGCCUUAAUAUUAGUAAUCAUCAUACCCCGUGGAGUUUUGACUGCUCUGUGAAAAAUAUAUUUUAAAAUGUUUGCCUCCAUACCUAGAUCACUGUUAUGUUGCACUAACGCUAUAGUCCCGAAUCGUGCAGUUGCUUUAGCAUUAGCAAAAUGUCCUAUGUUCGAGUCCUCGUCGAUAUUUUGCCGUGAAUACCAUGAAGUCACCGGUAGUAUUAUCUGUCCUAAUGUUGUUCGAGGUAUAGACCACAUGAGAGAUCCCCGAUUAAAUAAGGGAUUAGCUUUCACCCUAGAAGAACGUCAAGCCCUUGGCAUUCAUGGUCUUCUGGCUGCCACUUUUAAAACUCAAGAAGAGCAACUGUAUAUCUGCCGGAUAUCAGUGGAUCGUUAUGAGGAAAAUCUCAAUAAAUAUCUCUAUCUCGUCGAGUUACAGGAUAGAAAUGAGAAGCUGUUCUUUAGACUCCUUGCGGAGAACGUCGAAAAGUAUCUGCCGAUAGUAUACACACCAACAGUGGGGUUGGCCUGCCAACGAUUCGGUCUCAUUUACAGGAGACCUAGAGGUCUCUUUAUCACUAUCAACGAUAAAGGACAUAUAUUUGAAAUACUCAAAAAUUGGCCUGAACCAGAUGUUCGUGCUAUAGUAUUCACGGAUGGCGAACGUAUUCUGGGUUUGGGUGACUUGGGCGCUUAUGGAAUGGGUAUUCCUGUAGGAAAACUUUCAUUGUAUACUGCAUUGGCAGGUAUAAAACCCCACCAGUGUUUGCCUAUCACUUUGGAUGUUGGUACUGAUAAUCAGAGUCUCUUGGAAGAUCCCCUAUAUAUCGGAUUGAGACAAAAGAGGACAAGAGGCAAGGAAUACGAUGAAUUUAUGGACGAGUUUAUGGAAGCGUGCGUGAUGAGAUAUGGACAAAACACGUUAUUGCAAUUUGAAGACUUCGCCCUCCCGAACGCCGGACGACUCUUGUCGAAAUACCGCAAUAAGUAUUGCACAUUCAACGACGACAUCCAGGGCACCGCCAGCGUCGCCGUGGCCGGAUUAAUGGCCGCCGUCAGGGUGACCAAGAGAAAGCUCAGUGAGAAUAUUUAUCUGUUCCUUGGUGCUGGCUCCGCGGCCGGCGGUAUCGCGGAGCUGACGGUGUCAGCGAUGAUCCACGAGGGUUUAUCAGAGAGACAAGCGAGGGACAGAGUGUUCAUGUUCGAUAUAAACGGUUUACUGUCGACACGCCGUGAAGGUGGUGUGCCGGAACACGCGAAAGCUUUUGGCAAGGACGUUGAACCGGAGAAGGAUUUCGAACAGUGCAUCGCCAAAAUCAAACCGAGUUGUUUGAUCGGUUGUUCGACGGUGGGCGGUGCUUUCACGCCUAAAGUGCUGCAGCAAAUGGCCAAAAAUACUGAAAGACCUAUUAUUUUCGCUCUCUCUAACCCAACAAGUAAAGCAGAGUGUACUGCACAGGCUGCUUAUGACAAUACUGAGGGCCGCUGUGUAUUCGCGUCCGGAUCUCCAUUCCCACCUGUGAAAUUUAAUGGCAAAGAGUUUCUCACCGGACAGGGCAAUAAUGCCUACAUAUUCCCCGGUAUCGCUCUAGGUGUCAUCGCCACCGCGACGCAUCAUAUACCAGAGACUAUGUUUUUGACGGCAGCAAAGACACUUGCGGAUUAUGUUAGCGAGGAAGAUUUGGCUCUUGGUCGUAUUUAUCCUUCAUUGGCGGAAGUAAGAGAUGUCUCACUCGCUAUUGCUGUCAAUGUCGCAAAGAUGGCUUACGAUGAAGGUUUGGCUUCCCUAUACCCCGAGCCGAAGGAUUUGGCCCAGCACGUUAAGAAUCAAAUGUACAAUUUCCACUACGAGAGUGCCAUGCCCGUUGUAUGGGACUGGAAACCGGCGGAGAAGGUCAACGUUAGGCCCCUCUAGCCAGUACCUAAGUACUUCUAAACCCAGUAUUAAUAAUUAUGAUUUAUUUUUAAGUUUUAAUAACAGACCUUUUACUACUGGCCGCGAUAGUUUUCCACAGACUAGUUAUUUUUAUUAGAUGAAACCUCAACUUAAAAAAAAAAGGUUAAAAUGCAGGUUUAAUUUAAAAUAAUUUGUAAAUUAUACAGGAUAUAAUUUGUUUCGUUAUUUUUUAAUUGUACAUAUUAAUAAAUCGUUUCGUAAAUUUAUAUAACAUCAUGUACUCGAUUCGUUAGAGUUUAGGCAAUUUGCCCCAUCUCAUUGUAUAGUUAGUGCUUGCUGGAUGUAUGCAUUGAUUUGUUGUAUAUAGUGCAAGAAUUUUGUGAACUUAAUGAAUCUGGCUAUAUUCAGUAGCGUAUUCGUGCACAGUCAUUUAUAGUUUGAUUGGCAAACGU